This is a messenger RNA of Heteronotia binoei (common prickly gecko), 2317 nucleotides long. It is a transcript of the gene PHF23, whose product is annotated as PHD finger protein 23. Gene Ontology annotation, biological process: negative regulation of autophagosome maturation; positive regulation of protein ubiquitination; negative regulation of autophagosome assembly. The coding region runs from base 15 to 1109 and encodes 364 amino acids. The record is from RefSeq and is a predicted model, not a curated record. The transcript has 5 exons. Lineage: Eukaryota; Metazoa; Chordata; Lepidosauria; Squamata; Gekkonidae.
CGGAGGGGCCGGUCAUGGCGGAGCCCAGCCCCGAAGAUCCGCCUCCCAACCUCAAGCCGGAGACGCAGCCUCCCGAGAAGCGCCGCCGGACGAUCGAGGAUUUCAACAAAUUCUGCAGCUUCGUCCUGGCCUACGCCGGCUACAUCCCCACCGCCAAAGAGGAGAAUGACUGGACGCCCUCGGGCUCCAACUCCCCCAUCCGCCCCGAGAGCGUGGUGGACAGCGAUGGCUGGGAGUCCACCCACUCGGACCUGCACACCAUCGAGACCUUUGUGAAGAAGGCCAAGUCCUCGAAGAAGAAAGCCGCUUUCCGCCGCCUGAAAUCCGACAGCUCGCUGCUGGAGAAAAUGAAACUCAAGGACUCCCUUUUUGACUUGGACCCUGUGGGCAAGCAGCCGCCCCCCCUCGCAGGGCCCAAAGCGAACGCCGAGAGGAAGAAAGAGAAGAGGAACCGCAAAGCCGCCCUGGAGGCAGGGGGCCCCAAGCGCAGCCGGGGGGACCCGGGGGGGGAGAAGCGCUCGCGCAUCAAAAAGAGCAAGAAGCGGAAGUUGAAAAAGGCGGAGCGCUCGGAGAAGAAGCAUAAAGCUUCGCUGAGCGAGACGGACUCGGAGGAGGACGAGACGGCGACGACGCCCCUUGCGGGGGUAGCUCUGCGGCCGGGCAGGGAGGAGGAAGGGACAGCCACGGCGCUGGUCAGUGUGCCGCCCCCCCCGGAGCUUUUGGCAGCCGGUUUCCCCAUUAAGGGUGAGGACACAGAAGGGAAGGAGGGGAUCAGCACAGAGACCAGUCAAGAUGGGGACGGCAGUUCCAGUGAAGGUGAAAUGCGGGUUAUGGACGAGGACAUCAUGGUGGAAUCAGGGGAUGAUUCGUGGGACCUCAUCACAUGUUACUGCCAGAAGCCAUUUGCCGGUCGGCCCAUGAUCGAGUGCAACCAGUGCGGCACCUGGAUCCACCUCUCGUGCGCCAAGAUCAAGAAGACCAACGUUCCUGACAUCUUCUAUUGCCAGAAGUGCAAAGAAGGCUCUCGAAAGCAGCCGCCCCCCUUGCUCCCACCGGUGGCUCCUGGGGCCGCCGCCGCCAUUGCGUCCAGGGGAGGCGGGGAGCCCUAGCCUGUCGGGGGAGGAUGGCUUUGGGCCAGGCUUCCGCCCCAGAGGGACAAAAGACUGGUCAGGGUGGAGAGUCUGUUCUGGAUUGGUAUCCAAAUGAGCCUUGGUUCUUCGGGGUAUUUGGGCUGGUGACAGACCCAGUGCUGGAGGGCAGGGGUCCUGCCCUCAAACAAGCAGCAGAUGCUGCCUGACGGUUACAUACCCCUCUCCUUAAACCCCCUCCCCCUUUGUGGGGCUGAGCCUGGCCCACCUCCCUGUUGCCGGAAGGAGGGGAAGGCAUUGCCAGGCUGGAACCAUGGAGGAGAGCGAAACUGGCCAACCAAGAAGUUCCCGUUUUGUACCUUGGGGGGUGCACAUAAUGUUGGGAAGGGGCAAGGACAGUAGAAGUGUGGGGGUAGAAGUAUCUUCAUUUUUUUUCUAGCUCUUCCCCAGCAAGGUUCACUUGUAAAUAGAAAGGUUAGGUUCUCCCCCACCCCACCCUGCUGGGAUUUUUGUCUGUUUCCCUGUUGGUAAGCUUUUUGUACACCUCCCUCCCCUUUUGAACUCAAAGUAUUUGUCUCAUUCCUCCAGAAGCAGGGCUCUAAGGCACAGGGUGAGAUUGCUGAAAGAUCCCAGUUGUGAAAGGAUCUAGGUGAAAAUGUCACUUUUUUUUUUUAAUUAAUCCUUAAGGGGUUUUUUUGUUUUUUUCUGCUUGAUAAUUUUUUUUCUUUAGUGCUCCUAGGAAAGGGGUCAGGGAUGAGACAGAAGACUGCCAAGAGUUAAUUCCUGCAAACAUUUUUUUUUGGGGGGGUGCGGAAUACUCUAGGGAGCCCCAUGUGAUUUUGGGGUGGUUUUUUUUGCUGGUCUCAAAAUAAGAAGGGACCAUUUAAUUUGAGUUUCUGAGUUGGUGGUCUGGAAGAACAGGGAGACGAAGUACUUGUGUCCAGACACAGAGCACUAGAUAGCGUUGCGAUGAAUGAAAACUGCAGAGUUGCCGCUCUAAAGCCACCAAGCUCCCUCACCAGGAUCCUCCUGGCUCGCAGAGCUCUGCUUCUGUUGCCCUCCCCCUCCGUCCCAACCUGUGCCCCGAUUGAGGUUAGUCUUUCGAUCUGUGGGGAUUUUGCUUUUGGAGGUCCCCUUCCCCAAUUCCCUUUUGCUCUAAUAUUUGCAACGGUGUACAUGGCAGAAUUUUUGAAUGUAAAUAAAAGAUGUGGACCCUUUUGGCGUUUGUA